CUAAAUGAUGCGAUGGCAGGUCAGCUAAUGUGCAGCUUCUUGGACAGUUUUGAACCAAUAAAGUAAAAUAAAGUACAAGUUUACAAUGAAAUUAACUCGGAAACUUGUUCUCGCUCGGGCCAAAGCGUCGGACCUCGACAGUGUAAAAAAACUGAAUUGCUGGGGCUGCAACCUGACAGACAUCUCAAUAUUCUCAGAAAUACCCAAUAUUGAAGUCUUAACAUUGAGUGCCAAUAAAAUAUCCUCUCUGGAGCACAUCUCCAACUGUCAGAAUCUAACAGAGCUCUACUUGAGGCGAAAUGACAUCCAGAAUCUCUCAGAGCUGGGCCACCUUAAAAACCUUGCCUGCCUCAAGGUUCUAUGGCUGGCAGAGAAUCCAUGCUGCGAGCCUGACCCAGUUAAGUACCGUCUAACCGUGCUGAAAAACCUGCCUGGCCUACACAAACUGGACAACCAGGUCGUGACAGAGGAAGAACUUGCACUUGCUUUGGAGCAAGGAGAGGAAAUUGUCACUCCUCCAGGUCCCAUUUCAGCCAGUUCCACCAAUGGCCUUGCAGAGGCAGACUCUGAGAAUGACCCUCUUAAUUACAGUAUGGAAGAGACCAAUAAAAUUCGUGCACAGCUUGGGAUGAAGCCAAUACCUAGAGAUAAAUUCCCAUCGUUUUCUUCCCCACGAGAACUAGGGGCUAGUCCUAAGAAAAAGAGCCACACUCUGGAGGCUGUGCUGUUACUGCUAAAGGAUCUGGACGUUGAGGAGCUGAAAAUCGUUCAGAGUGCCACAGAAAACAAGCUCAGAGCACGCAGUCGACAGAAGGAGAAAGAGAAGGAGAAAGCUCUGAUCACCCAGAACUAAUGCUGCCAAAACACUGGACAACCAGCAAUGAUGUAAUAACUAGGGCUACAGAUCUUCUGAUUUUUGAAAUCCAGGUAAAGGUGUUUACAGACAUCAGCCCAUAUUUUCAGGUGUCCGAGAUUAAAAUCACUGACCCAACGCCUCAAGUCCAUGUAAUCCUAGACAGUGCUAUAGCCAGGCAUAAACCGAUCCCAGAUCAGCAUUCCUACUCAGCCAGCCCCAAGCAUCCCAGGUCAGCCAUAAAUGUAAGUAAGAGUUCAGAGAAGCACCCACAAAGUGCAUAGAACUGACCGUGUUGGACUGUGUUAGUGUUGUUCCGCAACUGCAUCUUACACUGUUGCCUUCAGCAGAGACUGAAUUAUUCUGGAGAACAAAGGUAUCUCAUGUAUAGAUGUGUACACUACUAUUCAAAAAUUUGGAAUCAAUGUUUUGAGCAAUAUAGUAACAAAUAUAGCGGUAGAUACAAGCUUAAAUGAUGUUAAAAGUCUGUUAGUUUGAAACAACUUGUAGGAAGCUGUAAAAAUGACACAAGUACGGCAAGUGAUUCCAAACUUUUGAACAGGGCUGCAAGUGCUAACUGUGUUUCAUUAGGGUUUGUCUUGCAUCCAGUUGUUACCAAAUCACAAAAACGUUUGCUUGUAUUAUUAUUUUGCUUUAAUGAAAAUGUUCCACCAACGUGUAUAUGCUAACUGUUUGAGUCUUUAAUAUUUGUAUUUUUAUAUGUAAAUAAAUUGCAGUGCACCUUA
Molecule: messenger RNA, 1599 nt
Organism: Colossoma macropomum (tambaqui)
Lineage: Eukaryota; Metazoa; Chordata; Actinopteri; Characiformes; Serrasalmidae
Gene: cfap410
Product: cilia and flagella associated protein 410
Exons: 7
Coding region: 86-853 (255 amino acids)
Biological process (GO): mRNA splicing, via spliceosome; cytoskeleton organization
Cellular component (GO): U4/U6 x U5 tri-snRNP complex
Molecular function (GO): protein binding
Source: RefSeq, a predicted model, not a curated record